This is a messenger RNA of Lucilia cuprina (Australian sheep blowfly), 3195 nucleotides long. It is a transcript of the gene Prm, whose product is annotated as paramyosin, long form. The record is from RefSeq and is a predicted model, not a curated record. Gene Ontology annotation, molecular function: protein serine/threonine kinase activity. Gene Ontology annotation, cellular component: cytoplasm; myosin complex; cytoskeleton. The transcript has 11 exons. Gene Ontology annotation, biological process: actomyosin structure organization; peptidyl-threonine phosphorylation. NCBI's taxonomy places the organism in Eukaryota, Metazoa, Arthropoda, Insecta, Diptera, Calliphoridae. The coding region runs from base 290 to 2929 and encodes 879 amino acids.
AACGAAAUACUCUUUAUUCGAACGACACCGGGAUCUCUUGUUCAGUAGAUCACCAGCCUUACUCCGACGUUUAUUACGAAUUAUUCGGUGACUCGGUGACAACUACUUUUUUUGACUUUUUCUGUUGCGUGUGAAAAGGAAGCAAUUAAAUUAAAAAAAAAAUUAUUUUGGAAUAAUUUUUUCAAAAGAAAAUUUUUUAACGAAGUGAACUAUUUUUCACAAAAAUUAUCAUUUAAAAAAAAUAUUAAAUUAAUAUAAUUAAAUAAAUAAAUAAAAAAAAACAAACAAAAUGUCUUCAUCACAAGCUGUACGUUCAUCUAAAUACUCUUAUAGAGCCACCUCCACUGGACCAGGUGCCGCUGAUAUCAACAUCGAAUACACUGCCGAUUUGAGCGCCCUUUCCCGUCUUGAGGAUAAAAUCCGUUUACUCCAAGAUGAUCUUGAAGUUGAACGUGAAUUGCGUCAAAGGAUCGAACGCGAGAAAGCCGAUCUCAGCGUCCAAGUCAUUCAAAUGUCUGAACGCCUCGAGGAAGCUGAAGGUGGUGCCGAACAUCAAUUCGAAGCCAAUCGCAAGCGCGACAGCGAAUUAUUGAAAAUGCGCAAAAUGCUUGAAGAUGUCCAUUUGGAAUCCGAAGAAACCGCUAUGUUGCUUAAGAAGAAGCACAACGAAAUUGUUGCCGAUUUCCAGGAACAAAUCGAAAUCCUGACUAAAUCAAAGAGCAGAGCCGAAAAAGAAAAAGCUAAAUUCCAAGCUGAAGUCUACGAAUUGCUUAGCCAAGUCGAACAAUACAACAAGGAAAAACUCGUUAGCAGCAAGACCAUUGAAAGAUUGGAAGUCACCAUUUCCGAAUUGCAUGUUAAGAUUGAAGAAAUCAAUCGCACUGUCAUCGAUAUUACCUCUCACAAGACUCGCCUCUCGCAAGAGAACAUUGAAUUGAUCAAGGACGUCCAAGAUCUCAAGUCUCAACUCGAUACCGUCUCAUAUUCCAAGAGCCAAGUUAUCUCCCAAUUGGAAGAUGCCCGUCGCCGUUUGGAAGAUGAAGACCGUCGUCGUUCUAUGUUGGAAUCUUCCCUUCAUCAAGUUGAAAGCGAAUUGGAAUCGAUUCGCAUUCAACUCGAAGAAGAGUCUGAAGCUCGCAUUGACUUGGAACGUCAGUUGGUCAAGGCCAAUGGUGAUGCUGCUUCUUGGCAAAACAAAUACUCUGCCGAGGUAGCCGCUCGUGCCGAAGAGUGUGAAGAAAUCCGUCGCAAGUACCAAGUACGCAUCACUGAAUUGGAGGAACACGUUGAAUCCUGCAUCGUUAAGAUCAACAACUUGGAAAAACAAAAGACACGCUUGUCCAGUGAAGUCGAAGUACUUAUCAUCGAUUUGGAGAAGGCCAAUAACACAUGCCGCGAAUUGAACAAAUCCGUUACCACCUUGGAGAAACACAAUGUUGAAUUGAAGAGCCGUUUGGAGGAGACCAUCAUCAUGUACGAGAAUUCACAACGUGACUUGAAGAACAAGCAAGCCGAUUUGCAACGUACCGUCCAUGAAUUGGAAAAGGUCAAGGAUGCUAACAACCAAUUGGCUCGUGAGAACAAAAAAUUGGGAGAUGAUCUCCACGAAGCUAAGGGCACCAUGAAUGAAAUGAACCGCCGUUUGCACGAAUUUGAAUUGGAAUUGCGUCGCUUGGAAAAUGAACGUGAUGAAUUGACCGCUGCCUAUAAGGAAGCUGAAGCUGGCCGCAAGGCUGAAGAACAACGUGCUCAACGCUUGUCUGCUGACUUCAACCAAUUCCGUCACGACGCUGAACGUCGUUUGGCCGAAAAGGAUGAAGAAAUCGAAUGCAUCCGCAAACAAACUUCCAUCGAAAUCGAACAAUUGAACGCUCGCGUUAUUGAAGCCGAAACCCGCUUGAAGACCGAAGUCCAACGCAUUAAGAAGAAGUUGCAAAUCCAAAUCACCGAAUUGGAAAUGUCCUUGGAUGUUGCCAACAAGACCAACAUUGAUUUGCAAAAGGUUAUCAAGAAACAAUCCUUGCAAUUGACCGAAUUGCAAGCCCACUACGAAGACGUUCAACGUCAAUUGCAAUCCACCUUGGAUCAAUAUGGUGUUGCUCAACGUCGUUUGGCCGGUUUGAACGGUGAAUUGGAAGAAGUACGCUCUCAAUUGGACAGCGCUCAACGUGCUAAGCGUACCGUUGAAUUGCAAUUCGAAGAAGCCCAGACCCGCAUCAAUGAAUUGCACACCACCAACAUUAACUUGGUAUCGAUGAAAUCGAAAUUGGAACAAGAAUUGUCUGUUGUUGCUGCCGAUUACGAAGAAGUCACCAAGGAAUUGCGCAUCAGUGACGAACGUUACCAAAAGGUUCAAGUUGAACUUAAACACACCAUUGAACAAGUCCAUGAAGAACAAGAACGCAUUGUCAAAUUGGAAACCAUCAAGAAGUCCUUGGAAGUCGAAGUCAAGAACUUGUCCAUUCGCUUGGAAGAAGUUGAAUUGAAUGCCGUUGCUGGUAGCAAACGUAUCAUCAGCAAAUUGGAAGCCCGUGUUCGUGAUUUGGAACUUGAAUUGGAAGAAGAAAAGAGAAGACACGCCGAAACCAUCAAGAUCUUGAGAAAGAAGGAACGCACCGUCAAGGAAGUCAUGGUACAAUGCGAAGAAGAUCAAAAGAAUAUUAUUUUGUUGCAAGAAGCUUUGGACAAAUCCACUGCCAAGGUCAAUCUCUUCAAGCGUCAAUUGGCUGAACAAGAGGGCAUGUCUCAACACACCGUCACCCGCGUACGCCGUUUCCAACGUGAAUUGGAAGCUGCUGAAGAUCGUGCCGAAUGCGCUGAAACCAACUUGAACAUGAUCCGUGCCAAGCACCGCACUUUCGUCACCACCUCCACCGUUCCCGGCUCCCAAGUCUACAUUCAAGAAACCACAAGAACGAUCACCGAAUAAAUCUAAUUUAUUUAAUUUUUUACCUUUAAACAAGAGAUGAAUCGCUUUAUCACUUCUUUAAAAAAAACUCUUAUCAAGUUUUUAUUACCGAACUAUUUCUGAUAUAUUUUUCUAAAACAUCAUUCAUCACACAAAUAUAGUUCACACUUCUAACAACCGAAGUCCUGAUAAUGAGAACAAUUGUAUUUUAAUUUAAUUUUAAUGAACCAAAACCUACCAAAAAAAAUGAACAACAAAUAAAUUUUUAAAUUUAAGAAUUAUAAUAA